AUCCCAAACCACACGGGCCGCGCAUGCGCAGUGACGCGGGGCUUCACCACAUUGAGAGCUGCUGAACUCUCGGAAGUUUAGCCAAGUUGCAGUGAUUUAGCCCAACAGGCUAGCAGCAGAGAAGACGGUCCGAUCGCAGCAAACUUGGUUUUCGGCGGAUAAAAAGUGCGUUUGGACGGAUCGUCGGCCCCGGCAGUGACCCCCGAAGGACUCUCGAUGGAUUUAAACUGUUUUUCAUUGUUUGAUUGGCGCGAACACAAGCGGUAGACACAUUAGAAAGAAGUUGUGAUUGUUUUUUUUUGGCGCUCUAGCAGCGCAGAGGAAAGAUGGAGGAUCUGCUGGUGUAGCAGCGGGCUAACGCUAGCUGGCUCCUUGGUUUACUGGCCAGAGUCGUUCAGGGACAAAAUCCGAGCUGCUUCACGACCGAGUGGAUGUCCGGAAAGUUUGGAGGCUGAAAUUCAACACACUGACGGUGUCCUACUGUUGUUCAUGUUCACAGAUCAACUAAAGCAUGAGAGUCCGUCAGGCUCUGAGGAUGGAACCAGAGCUACUGGAGGCAGGAUCUAGACAUCAGAUGGUGCUCUGAAGAAGCCAUGGGUAGCUGUCUAAGCUGUCCAGAGAAAGAGUCUAUUCCUGAUAAUCAUCAAAGCAAAUUCAAGGUGAUAAACGUGGAUGACGAUGGGAACGAGUUGGGCUCAGGUGUGAUGGAGCUAACCGAUGCCGAGCUCGUCCUCCACACACAUCGCCGUGACGACGUCAGGUGGCCUUAUCUGUGCCUAAGGCGCUAUGGUUACGACUCCAACCUGUUCUCGUUUGAGAGCGGCCGCCGCUGCCAGACGGGACAAGGUAUUUUUGCCUUCAAAUGUUCUCGAGCUGAAGAGAUCUUCAACAUGCUGCAGGAGGUGAUGCACAGCCACAGCAUCAGUGUGGUGGAAGAGGCGGUGCUGGAGACCAACCACCAGGCAGCACACACUCCUGCAGUGUGUGUGUGUGUAGCUCUAGGGUACUCGGUGCCCACUGUUCCUAACGGUGUGACCAGGAUCCCUUCUGUGGGUGAGGCCCCGUCUCACCCCUCCACCCGUCACCCAUCUGUGGCCAGCACCCGUCUGCCCUCGGUGGGAGAAGAGUCCACUCACCCACUGCUGGUGGCUGACGACGCGGUGCACACCUAUGUGAACACCACGGGGCUCCUGGAGGAGCAGCCCAGCCCUCUGACCAUCACCACCCCUCUGGAGAGCCCCUCAUCUCCUCAGUCUCAGUGUCCUCCUACUCCCCCGCCUCCUCCCAGAGUCCGCACUGAGCUGCCGGCCCCGCCCACACAGCCGGAGCCCCAGGUGCUGCUGGAGCCGCAGGGUGUUCGCUUUGUGCUGGGCCCCACCCCAGUUCAGAGGCAGCUGAUGGAGAAGGAGAGGAAGCAGCAGGAGGCGAAGGAGUUCGAGGAGCCUAGAGAGACUAAUGGCCACAGCGAGGCCCCCGCCGAGCCCGAGCCGGCACCCCCGCUCCCCAAUGGCUCCUCCUCCAAUCCCUCCACUGCUCCUCGCCGCCACCGCCCACCCCCCCUCACCCCAGACCUGCAGAAUGUCAACAACUCAGCCCAGCGGCGCACUGCCCUGCUGGAUUACGAGAACCUGCCAGCGUUACCGCCAGUGUGGGAGGCGAGGAAGCCGAGCUCCGAGGACGAGGAGAACAGCUGUGGCGGGCUGAAGACACCGUCGCUUAACGGCUACAACCACCACGCUCACCACAGCCUGCUGCACCACUCCUACUCCCACCCUCUGUCUGCUGCCCUCGAGUCCUCACACAACUACGUCAACACGGAGAACGUGACAGCACCGCUCAGUGCCCACCGGCCCGACACGGCCCGCCGCCGUGCCGACGGACCCACCAUCUUCAACUUUGACUUCCGCCGGCCGCCUCCGUCAGGCCACGCAGAGCCACCAAAAACCCUCAACUACAUUGAGGUAGAGAUGGACAGCAGCAGCGGGAACAAGGGCACUUCAGAUGGCAGCAACCCCCACACACCUCGCACCCCCACCUCCCCCAUGCCCCCCACCACCCCCACCCGUCGCACGGAGCUCUACGCCCUCAUCGACAUCGAGCGCACCGCUGCCAUGUCCAACCUGCAGAAAGCCCGGCCACGAGACGACGGCACGUCACGCAAGACGCGACACAACAGCACAGAGCUGCCCACCAAAAGCACUGUGUGACCCGCACCUUGACUUCCUGUUAACACACCGGCGCUCACACGAGCUUCUUUAUAUUCCCACGGAGACGCAGUGACAGACUCCGAGUCUUACAUGAGUUAAUGACUUCCUGUGAGGUCACCUGUGCAGGUGGACCGUCACUAUGAACCUCUGGUGAUGUAAUACCUCUGAUGAUGACUCACUGAUGACUGCAUUCCUCCUUAUAUGGUACAAAUCAGUAUUACUGAACAAAGCAUUCCAUUUAGCCUUUUAUAUGAUUCACUACAUGCUGCUGUAAGUCAGUAUCUAUGGACAAGCGCCACCUGGUAACCAUGGUGGUACACACGGUACACUACACGUUAUGUUUCUGAAAAUGUACAGUAGAUUCUGGCUGCACAAUAAAUGUCUGUUCUGUUUUUAUUUGUACUGAC
This is a messenger RNA of Acanthopagrus latus (yellowfin seabream), 2614 nucleotides long. Its product is annotated as fibroblast growth factor receptor substrate 2-like. The coding region runs from base 594 to 2207 and encodes 537 amino acids. Gene Ontology annotation, biological process: cell surface receptor protein tyrosine kinase signaling pathway. Gene Ontology annotation, cellular component: cell-cell junction; cytoplasm. The transcript has 7 exons. NCBI's taxonomy places the organism in Eukaryota, Metazoa, Chordata, Actinopteri, Spariformes, Sparidae. The record is from RefSeq and is a predicted model, not a curated record.